This is a messenger RNA of Coccidioides immitis RS, 1620 nucleotides long. RefSeq names its product alcohol dehydrogenase. The record is from RefSeq and is a predicted model, not a curated record. Bases 63 to 1169 code for a protein of 368 amino acids. Lineage: Eukaryota; Fungi; Ascomycota; Eurotiomycetes; Onygenales; Onygenaceae. Gene Ontology annotation, molecular function: oxidoreductase activity. The transcript has 3 exons.
CAUUAUAGGAUAUCAUUAAUAUCUACUGAGUACUCUUCGCGAAUUCUAAAGCAGCACCAACCAUGCACGCCAUCACCGUCUCCUCCACCGACGGCCAGCCGGGUAAGCCGGGCAAAGUCUACUACCCUCUCGCCCUUCGGGACAUCCCCAAGCCCACGCCCCAAGGCACCGAGCUCCUCAUCAAGAUCACCGCCGCGGCUCUAAACCACAGAGACCUCUUCAUCCGCCAGCACCUGUACCCGGGUGUUUCGUUCGACACCCCUCUCCUCGCGGACGGAGUGGGCGUCGUGGUCGCAGCCGGCCCACAAGUCCCAGAGCCACAAUCCUGGAUCGAAAAGCGAGUCAUUCUGAACCCGGGCACAGGAUGGAAAGAUUCAGAGGACGGUCCAGAGUCGCCAACGGGAUAUGCCAUCAUGGGCGGAACGAAGGCUAAUCCCAAGGGCACGUUGCAGGAAUAUGUCACUCUGGACGUGACGGAGGUUGAGCUAGCGCCCGAGCAUCUGAGCGACGUCGAGGCCGCUGCUCUGCCCUUGACAGGCCUGACUGCCUGGCGUGCUCUCGUCACCAAAGCUGGCGAUAAGAACUCCAAGGCCGGUGCGGCGGUUUUGAUCACGGGGAUCGGUGGUGGAGUCGCCCUGAUGGCGUUGAGAUUCGCAGUCGCCCGAGGCGCCGAUGUCUACGUCACGAGCUCGAGCGAGGAGAAACUCAGACAAGCUACCGAGCUGGGUGCUCGCGGGGGGGUAAAUUAUAAGGAGGACGGAUGGGACAAGAAACUGCUUGGCAUGCUGCCGAAGGGGAAGAGGAACUUUGACGCCAUAAUCGACGGUGCGGGUGGAGACAUUGUCGAGAAAUCAGCCCGGCUGCUUAAGGCUGGAGGAGUUCUCUCCGUUUACGGCAUGACGAUCGCGCCGAAGAUGCCUUUCUUCAUGCAAGCCGUGCUUAAGAACAUAGACGUCAAGGGCUCGACGAUGGGCUCGAGAAAGGAAUUUGAAGACAUGGUCAACUUCGUCAAAGCGCAUGGCAUCAAGCCCAUUGUGUGGCGCGUGGUGCAGGGUAUCAACAACAUCAAAGAGAUCGAUAGCCUAUUUGACGACAUGAAGCAGGGAAGCCAGUUUGGCAAAUUGGUCAUUCGGAUCGCCAAUGACGGCGUGUCCGACAGCAAGCUGUAAAGGCCGCAUUGCGCUCAUUUUCAAAUCUUCUUUGGGGUCACGUAGUUACGGGGGAGUGAGUGGGUUUACUCCGUAUCUUCGUUCGUUCGUUAAAGAGUUGCUUUCUCGCCGUAAUCUCCUUGGAACCAUAGCUUUUGACACCUGGACCAGGCUGGGGGGGUUGGGUUGGGUUUCGAAAUUGCGAAACAAAUAUUUAGUUGAAAUUUGGAUUUUCCAGGAUGGGAGAUCGGAUUUCAUUUGUUUUUUUAUUCUCGGAUUUCCAAGAAAUCUUUGUCCGGUUCUCCCCAAGCGAAUGAGACGAGAUCAGAAAGGGAAAAAUGCAACGUCAACCCUGUGCAAUUCGUGUAGCUAUGUCCUCUACGAGUUGUACAUAAUGUAGGACGCAUGGGGGAUCUGGACAAGGUAUCCUAGAGAACAGUCGAAAUGAGAGUCGCUUGUUUUUGGCGGAAAA